Molecule: messenger RNA, 1154 nt
Organism: Neomonachus schauinslandi (Hawaiian monk seal)
Lineage: Eukaryota; Metazoa; Chordata; Mammalia; Carnivora; Phocidae
Product: T-cell-interacting, activating receptor on myeloid cells protein 1-like
Exons: 5
Coding region: 49-849 (266 amino acids)
Cellular component (GO): plasma membrane
Source: RefSeq, a predicted model, not a curated record
GCUGUCGUGGACGAAACCAGAGAGGGGCCCCUAGAAGCAGGCUGCAGUAUGAUCCCUGAAUUCCUCUGCCUCCUCUGCUUUGGGCUGUGUGCUGGCCAAGGAAGCAGGACAACUGAUGAGUCCCUUCCCAAGCCCUCCCUCAGGGCCUGGCCCAGCUCGGUGGUGUCUCGCAAGAGUAAUGUGACGCUGCAAUGCUGGACUUCUACCAAGAAUGUCAACUUUGUUCUCAGAAAGGGAAAAAAUAUCUUGCAGUCUGUGCAAUCAUGGGCUUCCACAGAGGGCCUGGCUGAAUUUCACUUCACUGACCUAAACACCAACAAUGCUGGAGAGUACACCUGUGAGUACUACAGACUAGGGAGCCCGUACAUAAGUUCACAGCCCAGUGACAUCCUCCUACUGCUGGUGACAGGAGAUUUACCAAAACCUUCCCUCCAAGCCCACCAAAGGGGUGAGGUGACCGCAGGAGACACUGUGACCCUGCAGUGCCAGAGGCCAGACAAUAUUUUCGUGCCUGUAAUGUUCGCUCUACUGAAGGCGGGAGCAGCAGGGCCCAUACAGGUCCAGAGUCCUGCAGGGAAGGAGGCGGAUUUCUCCCUCCGGACUGUGACAAUCAGUGAUGCGGGGAACUACAGCUGUGUGUACUUUCUGGUGAAGGCUCCUUUCCUGACCUCACAGCCUAGUGAUCAUCUUGAGAUCCGGGUGACAGCUCCCCCAGAUGCCACGUCGGGGGAUUACACCAUGGGCAACUUCAUCCGACUGGGUCUGGCUGCCAUAAUGGUGGUGAUUAUGGGGGCUCUCGUGGUGGAAGCCUGGUGCAGCCAGAAGGAGUCUCCACGUGGAUCCGUAUGAAACACCUGAGCGCCUCUCUUGUUCAUGGGCUGCUGUAGUGACAUGGGGUUCUCUAAACACCGAACUCUCCCAUGGGACUUCUUGUGUUUCUCAACAUGGGCACAGAUGGCAUUUUUGGUGGGAUAUUUCUUCACCAUAUGGGACCAUCCUGUUCGUUGUGGGAACAUUUAGCACUGUUCCUCUUUCCCAUUAAAGAGCAGUUGAAGCCCCAAAUCACUGUGGAAGAUGAUAACAAGCAAGUACUACUGCACUUUUCCAACACCCCUAGAUAUGGAGGAUGGGAGUGGGGUGGUGUCCCCCCGGCG